Physcomitrium patens is the source of this 3221-nucleotide messenger RNA. Lineage: Eukaryota; Viridiplantae; Streptophyta; Bryopsida; Funariales; Funariaceae. The record is from RefSeq and is a predicted model, not a curated record.
CAUUUGUCAGAGCUCUAACUUUCUCAGUGUCGAAUUAUUCAAGUGCAUUGUGUGCAAACAUCUGGUUUUCAAGUGAAUGUCUAGCUAUUGCUGUUCGCCUUGAUAUUCGCCUCUGCCCUUCGCAUUGCUUGCAGACUAUUAAUUGGAGGACUCGUAGUCAGGGUGUGGAGUUUGAUGAAGGAACUAGUGAGCUUUGACAUGGAAUCUGGGCUUCAGCCAUACUCUUUUUGGCUCUUUGUUCGAUCGCAGGAAUUGCGCAACUAAUACAUAAGGUUCAGGACCGAGGGGGGAGCAUUUCAGUCUGCUUUGAGGAUCAAAAUUGUUCUCUUGGUCCUUUAGGGUUUAAACCCAGGGUCUUGCUUUCUAAUACAGGGUUUAGCAGGCAACACAUGGCUACUGACGCGAAGGUGGGGAAUUCUAACUGCUGUGUUUAAUAUUGUAUCAAUGGCUGUGCCUCAAUAUUCAUAUAAGCCGCUCCGGGGUUCACGCGAAAUCCGGUUGCUUUAUCUACAUCCGCCUCAGAAUGGAUCAAAUGAGCUACGCUGUGACAUUCACCAUUGCAGAGAUCUAGAGAGUUCUCCCGAUGAGUACGAAGCGUUAUCAUAUACGUGGGCAGACGAGAACGGUGACAAGACUUUGCGGAAGAGUAUUCGAUGCAACGGAACCACAAUGCAUGUUACCAUGAAUUUGGCCAUGGCCUUGCGGGAACUCCGGCAUCCCAACUGCCCAAGAAUACUGUGGGUAGACGCCGUGUGCAUAAACCAAAACAAUGACGACGGAAAAAACGUGCAAGUAGGCAUGAUGGGUUAUAUUUAUCGCCGAGCACGGCAAGUUGUCGCCUGGGUUGGACCGGAAUCUGCCAUGGACGUCGCUGCGUUUCGUGUUGUAAACUACCUCCACGCUGAAGGCUGGUUCUCACCUGAAGAGUUAUACACUUGGUUUUCACUCGUGAGAUUUAUCAAGAGGACAUGGUUCUCUCGAGUAUGGAUAGUUCAGGAGUUGGCGCUUGCGAAAAAGAUAAUUAUUUACUGCGGAAAGAAUCAGUUGGACUGGGACAUUCUGCGAAGGGGACUGGUGAAGUUCCUCGACCGGAUGGGGGUCUUCUUGAAUACGUCGAAAGCAGAUGUAUCGCUUGAGCGAAUGUUCACUCUUCUCAGUAUCAGGAAUCUCGUCACCGACCAUUCCGACGAGCAACCGCAGCGGCUGGGCCGCUUUACUCAAUUCUCGAUCUCCCAGAUUGAUGACGGCAGGGCCUCCAAGCAAGUGGAGAGGGGUGAUCUUCUCCGCUUUAUGGCAAGCACCCGGCUUUUUGGAGCAACGGAACCAAAAGAUCGCAUCUAUGCCAUGCUCGGGCUGGUGCUCGACAACGACAGGGAUGGGAUUGAGAUCAUCUAUUCCAAGAAUGUCUCAUACGGCGACGUCUAUCGAGAAUUCGUGCGAGUCUUAAUUCUCCAACACGGAACUCUGGAUGUGUUGUCACAAGCUGGCUUGCAUAGUGCUCUGCCCUCCUGGGUCCCGGAUUGGACUCUCCCGAUGAAAUGCUACCCUUUGGCUUUGCACAAAUACUACGCAAGUGGUGCCGUCACUAAACCGGCUCUGUCCUGGGCAAGCAAUGAGAGAAAUUCUCGCCUAAGAAACCAGGAUCGGGUGCUCAAACUUCGUGGAAUACUUUGCGACACGAUCAGAACCCUAACACCCGGCAUCAUGUCGGACACGGUUGAGUCAAGCGUCUUUGAGCGCGAAGCGCUAAACGCAGCUAAGGGCUCUGUUUUUGUCGUCGCCUUGGCCACUGGUAAGGGCCUGCGCGAAAUGCUUCAAUUCACACUUGAUUCUGACUCUCUGAAACCAGUGCGCAUUUACAAGGACGAAGCGAAUAGCUGGAUGGAAGCCGCGCACAUUAGUUGCAGAGAACUGUAUGGAGACGCGCACUGGGAGGAGCGUUGGGGGGCGGUCGAGGGGUCGGCGUUCAUCAAAACAUUGAUUGGCAAUCUUCCUUUCGAACCGCUUGGCUCUGAUCACGAGGCUCUUUUCGCUCAUUGUUACGCAAUAUGGCGAGAAUGGCUCUCGAGGAACCCCCUGUUGAUUCGUACUGGAAUCUUUUCUGAUUCUUCUAGCAUCCCUGUCCAGCCCGAGCUCAUAAAACUCUUUUCUCGCCAUGGAACUUCCUGGCUAUCAGAGGAGCGUUCAAUGAGCGCGAGGAGAGGAAUGGUGCAGAUCAAUUCCAGCACCAAGGUCCCAAUAUUUGUAAAUGAAAAACUCGCAAGACACUACUUUAAUACGAAGCGAUGCAUCAGAAAUAUUUUGGGGAGUGAUGACGCCGACUCGUCGAGAGCCCCAGCGGAGGAGGACGCACGCAGGAGCCAUUUGAUGCAUGAUGAUGCCAGUGUAAAGAUGGCAGUUGCAAGGAUGUUUUCUAGGGCAGUGGAACGCAUGGCUCGCAAUCGACAAUUCUGCACCACGUCGUCGAGGAGGUUCAUCGGAUGGGUCCCAUCCGAGGCGCAAAUCGGCGACGUCGUGUGCCUGCUGGAAGGCGGGCGAGUGCCAUAUAUUCUUCGUCCUCUGCAAGGAGGAUUGUACAGUUUCAUUGGGGACGCGUAUGUACAUGGUUUGAUGAGAGGUGAGGGUUGGUCUCCCAACUCGCUUCAAAUGAUUUCCUUAACAUGAAGACUUGUUUGGGGAAAAGUGGGAGUCAUUUACUAAAUCGACCCAGUUGCCAUAACCAUCGUUAGAAAAAUAGAUCAUAUCUACAUCCAAAACCCUUCAUCCUUGUUUUGCUUUUCCAUUAUUUUCCCAUCCCAACAUUCCCCUCCCUUCAAAUUUAAUCUAUUUGACAUUGCUGAUUCUUUAGACAAGGUUUACAAACGCUAAUCUGAUUAAGUCUAUCAACUUUGUUUCAUGCCAAUACUCUUGGAAAUAACAAUAACAUCUAAUAAUAUAGAUUUCUAUUAAUCAAACUUUAAGCAUAAAAAAAGUAUUUUUUUACUAUUCAAUUGAUUUACCUCAAGUAUACCUUCAAAAAAUUGGAAAAAACUUUAUCUACUCAAUUUCUAGAGACUAUUCCAAAAUUUCAAUUUGAGGUUUUUAUGUCAAAAAUUCUAAGAUAAAACACAUACUAGUUUUAUUUGCUUGUAAGGUUUAUCAUAUUGUAAUAGCUAGCGCUUGUAUCCUUGCAUCCAUGCAUAGGCAUCAGUGUAACAUUCUACAAUCAUGUGAUAUUGUUG